Messenger RNA from Paramisgurnus dabryanus, 3055 nucleotides. It is a transcript of the gene socs6b, whose product is annotated as suppressor of cytokine signaling 6b. Lineage: Eukaryota; Metazoa; Chordata; Actinopteri; Cypriniformes; Cobitidae. Gene Ontology annotation, cellular component: phosphatidylinositol 3-kinase complex. Gene Ontology annotation, molecular function: 1-phosphatidylinositol-3-kinase regulator activity. Gene Ontology annotation, biological process: intracellular signal transduction; phosphatidylinositol phosphate biosynthetic process; regulation of growth. The record is from RefSeq and is a predicted model, not a curated record.
CCAACUCCCAUGAUGCAACAGCCAACAAAGAGACGACAGCACAGAGAAACGGCAGCUAGCUGGAGAAAAGUUUUAAAUCCUGAAUAUACUUAACAUUUCAAACAUCCACACCGCACGCUAUCAGUUUAGCGCUAAACGCAUUCAUAAAGCGUCCGUUUUUCCUCGGCUGUGUGAGAAGUGAGCUCGUUUCUCUGAUGUUUUUAUAGCCUCAGCUAUUCAGUUAGCCGUGCAGUAAUGUCUCAUGAUAUGAUGUCUUAGCUCCACGGACUCUGACAUGAAAACUGCUGUAAGUUGACAGUAUAUAAAAGACACGACAGGUAUGGCAGUUGUGCGCCUUAUGUAACUAGCAAUGUGUGAGUGUUCAUCAUCUCCCGCAUCCCUAGAACGUUUUGCGUAAUCCCCCUCCAAUUUAAGGGGGAUCCCUCAGAAUGAAGAAGAUCAGUCUGAAGACAAUAAGGAAGUCAUUUAACAUUAAAGGCAAAGAAGACAGCGAAUAUGCCGUUUCGCAACCAGACCUGCCAGCCAAUUUCUCCGCUGAAGACUCUCUGUUUGGAGGAUGCUACAGCAAAGAUCUUGUCGGCGGCGACUUGGAUAAUGAGGACGAGAAGAGAUCCAAAGUCCGAUCUAAGAGUGAGGGUCUCAUGGGCACCUUGAAACGGAGACUGUCAGCGAAACAGAAACCAAAGGUCAAAGGUGGUUCUCCGUCUGUAUCCUCUAUAGAUGAUGACACCUUCUCCUCAUCUUCUGCACCCAUUAGUCUAAGUGACAUGAAAUCUCAGCGUUCCACAUCCAUCCAUAGUCACCAUUACAGUCCCACGCCGUGGCCUCUCAGACCAGCAAACUCGGAGGAGACGUGCAUCAAGGUGAACGCGUUAAUUAACUCCUCAGAUCCGAGCCCGUCUCUCGACAGCGUGCGCCAUGACUUCCUAGACCUCCGGAGAGACAGACUGUUUGAAGAAUCAAGCGAGUCGUUGAAAAUCACCAGAUGUGUGCCAGACCAUCAUUCAGACUCUGAGAACAACGACUUGCAUCUUGAAAUAGAUGAACACAUGCCUGUAGUUCUUGGUCUUGCAGCUCAGGAUUAUAUUCAGUACACAAUGCCUUUAGAUGAUGGACUCUAUCCUGAUGAGGAGGGUUCACGCUCUUUUUGCUUAGAUAGCACCACACCUAUGGAUGUUGUUGAACAGACAGAGGGAUGCAGAUCACUUCAUGCUGACGAGGAGCCUAUCGAUCAGGAUCUCCUGUCACCGGACAUCUUCAUGGAGUCAUCAGUGAACCAGCUUUUUUUAAACACUGCAAACGUCUUGCUGCAGGGCUCCACGCUCGAAGCCCCUCUUUCUCCCUUGCUACCUCCGUUACCCAGCAGCUAUCUACAGAGAAGCUUCCCUGGGUUCGGCGGUACUCACGCUCAGGUUGCAGAGAGAGUCAUGCACCAUCUCAACUUUGACCCGAACUCUGCUCCGGGAGUGCAGCGGGUCUACGAUGCUGUGCAGAACAGCGGGCCCAUGGUGGUUACUAGUCUCACGGCAGAAUUGAAGAAGCUUGCCAGGCAGGGUUGGUAUUGGGGACCUAUUACAAGAUGGGAGGCAGAGGAGAAGCUGACGAAUCUUCUGGAUGGUUCUUUUUUAGUCCGCGACAGUUCCGACGAUCGGUAUCUCCUAAGCUUGAGCUUUCGCUCGCAGGGCAAGACGCUCCACACGAGAAUCGAACACUCCAAUGGCAGUUUCAGCUUCUACGAGCAGCCUGACAUCGAGGGCCACACGUCCAUCGUGGAUCUCAUUGAUAAUUCGAUUAAAGAUUCGGAGAACGGAGCGUUCUGCUAUUCGAGAUCACGCUUACCGGGGUCCGCCACCUACCCUGUUCGACUGACCAAUCCUGUUUCGAGGUUUAUGCAGGUCCGGUCGCUGCAGUACCUGUGUCGAUUUGUUAUCCGGCAGUACACUCGAAUAGAUCUAAUCCAGAAAUUGCCUUUACCGAACAAAAUGAAAGACUACCUGCAGGAAAAGCACUACUGAACACAGUAAAUCUGAACUUCUGUACCGGAUUUGGUUGCUAUAGUUGCACUUUUGGGAAGAUGACAUUACAAUUUCGCAAAUAUUUCAAGGAUUUUGUUACCAUUAAACCACACAUUUUUCGAAAGAAAAGAUGAUGUUUGUUGGCGUAAUACAGUAUGUGUCUGGUAGAAUAGAUAAUUCGGUGGUUCGUGAAGAGAAGAUGCAAUGGCAGAAUGUUGUUUGUUCGAGUGUUUGGAUGUCAAUGUUGGAGUUGUUUUCGCAUGUUCUCUAUCUAGAGUACUGUAGAGUUUUGUUUUUGUUACAGGAAUAUCGGUCCAGAGGAUCAAGUGUUUUUAUGCAUCUCUCACACAAUGGGAUAUUAGCACAGAACAAGUUUAUUGUAAGGCAUUUAGAGGUUCUCUCUAACAAUGCACAGAGGUGUAAUAAACACCUUAGUUAUGGAUUGUGAAAUUUGGUUUUGGUGAACACAUGACAUUCCUCCUUGCCCUUUUUUGUUGUUGUUAAAUACGUAACUUUUUGUUUUACUAGCAACUGCUAUGUCACGACAUGAUCAUAUUCAAAGGGAAAAUGUACCUUACAAGUAUGCCAAAAUGAUGUCCUGUCACCACAUCACCCUACAUUUCAAAGAUGUUCCUCUUCUGUGGAGUUACUCUAUAAGCUAUAUUAGCUGCUUUACAUGAUUUUACGUUGAUUUACAUUAUUUAGCACAUGUAAUGCCAAGGUUAGAUGAUUCUGUGCCUCGCUGAAACUGAUCUUUGAUGUAGUAUUGAUUGAUUUUGGGCUGUAUGAUUUCUUUGUUAUACCAGUCACCUUUUUAACAGACAUGCAGUUACAUUAUAAACACACUUGUUCUUUGUUUUCCCUGUGCAUCGUUUGUUUUCGUUAGAGUUGUUAUUGUUUUGGAAACAGAAGUUAGCUAUUAUGGACUAAGGUACAGUUAAACAUAUUAAACCAAUUCCUUUUGGGAACAGAGUUUGCUUAUUGAUAUGUUGUAACUUGAAUUUGUUCUUCAGUUCAAAAUAAAAGUUUUAUAUGAAGAA